GGUCGGGGCGCAUUUCAGCACCACCGUGGAGGAGGACAGCAGCCUCAGCGCCGCCGCCACUCCGCGCUUCUCUUCCCCCUCCCUCCCUUCCCGAUCCCGGCUGUCGGGUCUCCCUUCCUGGCCCCCAUUUCCCCCUCGUCUCUUGGGGGGGGGGACUGGCGGGUCCUGGGGUACCUUGCGAUCGUUGCUCUCCCCACGGCGUCCUUACCAGCUCGGGGCUGAGCCGUCCAUUUCUGGGAGGAAACGGAGGGAAGAGAAGGGCAGUGAGGGGCGCGUCUCCCCACCCCCUCGCCGGCAGGCUUGGGGGACGCCAGCGGGGAGAGGGGGGACCUUAAGCUGACGCUUCUACGAGGCCGUCCCGCAUUUCCUUGGGAGGUUCAUGAUUUUAUCUGUGGCAAGAUGACCAUUUGUAUUUUUGCCAACAAAUCCAGUGAAUCAUCACAUUAAUUCUGCAGAAGUGCAUACUUGGCAAGAAUCCAACCUUCUUGACCACCUGAUUUCAGGAUGACUGAGGGUUUAGAUCACAGAUUCAGUUAUCUCACCUGGGAACAGAUUAAAAUACUGGAUCAAGUGCUGACUGAGGUGAUCCCCAUUCAUGGAAGAGGGAAUUUUCCAACUUUAGAGGUAAAGCCAAAAGACAUCAUUCAUGUUGUCAAAGAGCAACUGAUAAAGAAACAGAUCAUUGUCCAUGACAUUCGCUUGAAUGGAUCCACGGCUAGUCACAUCCUGGUUAAGCAAAAUGGCACCAGCUACAAAGACCUGGACAUCAUUUUUGGCGUGGAGCUUCCAAGUGCGCAUGAAUUUCAAGUUGUGAAGGAAGCUGUCUUGAAUUGCCUCUUGGAUUUUUUACCGAAAGGUGUCAACAAGGAAAAAAUCACAGCACAGACCAUGAAGGAGGCUUAUGUUCAGAAGAUGGUGAAAGUAUCCACAGAUCAUGACCGCUGGAGCCUCAUCUCCUUGUCCAACAACAGUGGCAAAAAUGUGGAGCUCAAGUUCGUCAACUCUCUGCGGCGGCAGUUUGAGUUCAGCGUAGAUUCAUUUCAGAUCAUCCUCGACACUGUGUUGGAUGUCUACAGCGAUGAGAAUGGCAAACUGACGGAAGAUGCAGAGCUGUCUGUCGUUGCUGAGAGCAUGUACGGAGACUUUGAGGAAGCUAUGGACCACUUGAAAUACAAACUCAUUGCUACAAGGAACCCGGAAGAGAUCCGUGGAGGAGGUCUUUUGAAAUACAGCAAUCUUCUGGUCCGGGAUUUUAAGCCAGCGGAUGAAGUAGAGAUUAAGUCAUUGGAACGUUACAUGUGUUCUCGGUUCUUCAUCGACUUUCCAGAUGUAGCUGAGCAACAGCGGAAGAUUGAGUCUUACCUGCGCAAUCACUUCAUUGGGGAAGAGAAGAGCAAGUAUGACUACCUGAUGACCUUGCGUGGAGUUGUCAACGAAAGCACGGUCUGCCUUAUGGGCCACGAACGAAGGCAAACGCUAAAUAUGAUUACAAUCCUGGCUCUCAAAGUACUUGGAGAGCAGAACAUCAUCCCCAAUGUAGCCAAUGUAACCUGCUACUACCAGCCUGCCCCUUAUAUCAGCGACAGGAACUUCAGCAAUUACUAUAUCGCUCAUGGACAACCGUCUAUUAUCUACCAGCCCUAUUCCUUCCACAUACACAUGCAAAGUGGUAUGGUGUAGCCGUUCACGAAACCUCCUUGCCUUACAUCACUGCUCAAUCAACUCUUCCUUUGCCCUUGCUCCACCCAACAGUUCUCUUCGAAAUAAAGCCCUCGUUAAAGCAAA
Molecule: messenger RNA, 1785 nt
Organism: Pantherophis guttatus
Lineage: Eukaryota; Metazoa; Chordata; Lepidosauria; Squamata; Colubridae
Gene: TENT5D
Product: terminal nucleotidyltransferase 5D
Biological process (GO): mRNA stabilization
Molecular function (GO): RNA binding; poly(A) RNA polymerase activity
Source: RefSeq, a predicted model, not a curated record